This is a messenger RNA of Naumovozyma dairenensis CBS 421, 1149 nucleotides long. RefSeq lists its product as uncharacterized. NCBI's taxonomy places the organism in Eukaryota, Fungi, Ascomycota, Saccharomycetes, Saccharomycetales, Saccharomycetaceae. The coding region runs from base 1 to 1149 and encodes 382 amino acids. The transcript has a single exon. Gene Ontology annotation, molecular function: oxidoreductase activity. Gene Ontology annotation, cellular component: mitochondrion. The record is from RefSeq and is a predicted model, not a curated record.
AUGGCAAGCAUCGUAACAAGAAAAGCUGUUACGUUCAUAAAUAAUCAGACACCAGCUACAAUUACUGAGUCUACUUUGGAUUUAGACAAGUGUUAUAAUGAAAAUGAAAUAGUGAUUGAAGUCCAUGCAGCAGCAUUGAACCCCGUCGACUUCUUACUCCAUGAAUUCUCCAAUCCAAGACUCUCUACUAAGAAUCCAAAGGGUUACUCUCGUGAUUAUAGUGGUAUAAUCGUACGUAAAGGUGCUAAAGUGGCUCCAAUUUGGGAUAUUGGAGAUCAUGUAAAUGGUAUGUUUUCUCAUGUCUACGGCGAGCAAGGUACGUUGACCAACUAUUUGAUAUUGGACCCUGUUAAACAGUCAUCAAUCAGUCACAUCGUUCAAAACUCCUCUGCUGCUAUCGAUGUUGGGAAGAAAGUCCCAGAUGAAAUUGAGGAUAGGAGUGGAACGAAAAGGGAUGACUUUGUUAAGAAUGCUGCUUGGCCCCUUGUAUUUGGUACAGCUUAUUCGUGCUUAAUGGAACAAGGUCAAGUUUGGGAUAAGGACUCAAGAAUCUUAGUGUUAGGUGCUUCCACUGCUGUUAGUAACUGUUUGGUUCAAAUUGCUAAGAAUCAAUUACAUGUCGGAACCGUUGUCGGAAUUUGCAGUUCCAAAUCAUUGACGUACAACAAAGAAAUCGGGUUCGAUUAUACAGUUGCGUAUGAUCAAGGUGAUGGAUUCAUCGCUAACCUUAGAGAAUUGAUGAAAACUCCAGAAUUUGUCGGUAAAAAGUUUGAUUUGAUUUGUGAUUCUGUCGGGACAAGUGAGUUUUUCCCCGUUAUUCAAGAGUUCUUAAAGCCAAGAAAUGAAAAUUCGUAUUAUGUUACUGUCAGUGGUAAUGAGAAAUAUGAUUAUAAAAACCCAACUCUUGGGAAUUUUGUCACUAUUUCUGGUCCUGUGAGAAGGUUCAAUCCAUGGAGAACAUUCAAUUAUAAGGGUAUAAUAGUUUCCCCAAACCAAGCAUAUAUGGACCUUGGGAACCGUAUGAUAACUCUGGGUAGAUUUGCCCCUAGAAUUGACUCCGUGUAUAAAUUCGAAGAAUUUCAGGAAGCUAUCGACAGACUUCGUUCGAAUAGAGCAAAGGGUAAAGUCGUUAUCACUAUCAAGGAAUAA